Molecule: messenger RNA, 2802 nt
Organism: Microsporum canis CBS 113480
Lineage: Eukaryota; Fungi; Ascomycota; Eurotiomycetes; Onygenales; Arthrodermataceae
Product: heavy metal tolerance protein
Exons: 3
Coding region: 1-2802 (933 amino acids)
Biological process (GO): transmembrane transport
Cellular component (GO): membrane
Molecular function (GO): ATP hydrolysis activity; ATP binding; ABC-type transporter activity
Source: RefSeq, a predicted model, not a curated record
AUGGAUUCCGUCAGCAUCGACGGCCUGGGGCUGGCCGCUCAUCCGAUGCAGCCUAUCAGGCGUGCCCUAGACGCUCUUCAUAACUUCUCCCCAGUCAUCCUAUUCGUUGUCUUUGCUGUGUCCUUUGUGGUCAACACCGUCAUUGCAAACCGGAAAAUUGAGCCUUCGGUGCAGCACCAGAAGGGAGCAAGAACCGGUCCAGGAGGUAGACCGCUGCCAACUCGCAUGAGGAGUACGGCCGUGCUGAUUGCCCGCAAAACUCCUGAUUUCUCUCCUACAACAAAGCUAGUUUUUAAAUGGCUGGCAGUGGGUGUCUUGUUCAGCUUCAUUGCUGAAGCAGCUAUUGAUGUAGCACACAUUAUCCUUCAUCGCAAGGAACAUUGGUGGUGUGGUCAAUCAGUCGUAGUUCAUGUGGUUGGCACUUUCUUUGUUCAUACUCUGGUGCUGAUAUCACUUAUCGAUACCACACCUGCACCGACAGUGGCACAGCUCAUCACCUGGAUAGUCUCUAUGCUGCUGGAGUUGGUGAUACUGGCCCUGUUUCUCGAUAUCAACACCUCCCCGCACCACGAACCGGUUGUUGGUGACCCUCUCGGUGGUCCGCUCCGGAAGGGCCUAACAACCUGGGAGUCUGGCCUGGUGCUUACAGCCAGCGCUCGUAUCUUGCUUCUCCUCUGUCUUGUUGUUGUCUACGGCCUCGCCUCCUACGGCUUGAGAAGCAGCAGCCAUACCGGCAACGCCACGGAGACGACGUCUCUCCUACACUCCAGCAAUGGCACGACACACGCCAAUGGUGAUCGUUACGGUGCAUCUCAUCGAAAUUUAAAGCACGAGGAUGACGAUCAACCAGAGGAGGACGGAUGGGUACGGCCAAAGACGCUUCCAUCCACCAGCUGGUGGGAAUAUAUGAGUGGCUACUCGCUCUUCUUCCCCUACCUCUGGCCAUCCAGAUCUAACAAGCUGAAAUCCAUCGUCGUUUUCUGCUUUAUCCUUGUCGUUCUCCAGAGAGGCGUUAACCUUGGUGUGCCUGUUCUCGUUCGUAACAUCGUCAAUAUCCUGGCACAGGAGCAUGGAAACGAAUUCUACGUUCCAUGGGGUACCAUAUGCCUCUAUGUCCUCUUCCGUGUACUCCAAGGUUCUCAGGGCUUGAUCGGAUCCCUGCGUUCCUUCCUAUGGAUCCCUGUCGGCCAGUACUCGUACAUGGAGCUAUCAACCGCCGCCUUUGAACAUGUUCACAGUCUCAGUCUCGACUUCCACCUCGGCAAGAAGACCGGAGAGGUGCUGUCGGCACUGGGAAAAGGUAGCUCUAUCAACGGAUUCCUUGAACAAGUCACGUUCCAGGUUGUGCCGAUGUUAGUUGACAUGUGCAUUGCCGUUGGCUACUUCUUCGUUGAGUUUGAUGUCUACUACGCUCUAGUCGUAGGCAUCAUUACUUUCCUAUACCUUUACGUGACCAUCCGCAUGACCAGUGGAGAAAAUGACUCAAUGGUAUCAUAUGAAACGGUCAAAUACUUCAAUGCUGAACCAUACGAGUUCAACCGAUACCGUGGGGCCGUUUCUGAUUACCAAGCCGCCGAAUACCAUGUCCUCUUUUCUCUCCAGCUGAUGAAUACCUGCCAGAACACUGUUUUCAUGCUGGGUCUCCUCAUCACUUGCUUCAUUUGUGCUUUCCAGAUCGCAAAUGGCCAGAGGGAUGUCGGCCAGUUCGUCGGCCUACUCACUUACAUGUCCCAACUCCAAGGUCCUCUUAAUUUCUUCGGUACUUUCUACCGUUCAAUCCAAGGAGCCAUGAUUAACUCGGAACGAUUGCUGGAGCUGUUCAGAGCGAAGCCAACUGUUGUUGACGCACCUGAUGUCAAAGAACUCCGCUCCUGCAAGGGCGGAAUUGAGUUCGACAAGGUCCAUUUCGCGUAUGAUAGCCGCAAGCCAGCUUUGAACGGACUAUCCUUUGAGUGUAAACCUGGAACAACCACGGCUCUUGUAGGAGAGUCUGGCGGUGGAAAGUCCACUGUCUUCCGUCUCCUAUUCCGCUUCUACAACUCUAUUUCUGGCCAAAUCCGCGUGGACGGUCACCCGGUCGAGAGUGUCUCUAUCGACUCGCUCCGCCGCCACAUUGGUGUUGUUCCGCAAGAUACUGUCUUGUUCAACGAGACUCUUAUGUACAACCUGAAAUACGCUAACCCUGAUGCUACUGAUGAAGAUAUAUACGACGCCUGUCGUGCUGCCAGUAUCCACGACAGAAUUCUUACAUUCCCUGAUGGUUACCAAACUAAAGUUGGAGAACGUGGUCUCAGGCUAAGUGGCGGAGAGAAACAGCGAGUCGCGAUUGCUAGAACUAUCAUCAAAAAUCCACGUAUAAUCCUUCUGGACGAGGCCACUGCUGCUCUUGAUACGGAUACCGAAGAACACAUCCAAGAGGCGUUAGCUACCCUAUCAAAGGGCCGAACCAUGCUCGUUAUUGCUCAUCGUCUGAGCACAAUUACCACCGCUGAUCAGAUUCUUGUCUUACAAAAUGGGCAGGUUGCCGAGAAGGGCACACAUGAACAGCUUUUAGCUAUGAAAGGCCGUUAUUCGAGCAUGUGGCGCAAGCAAAUCAAGGCUCAGCGAGCCGCCGCUGAAGCGCAAGUGUUGCAAGACCGCGCGGAACGACUCCGAAGCAGCUCUGUGGUCGUUGGUGGUGGUAGCGAGGAUAGCUCUAGCCAGUCUGACGAAGACAGGCAUGUGGAUUCCUCUGGUCGCCCACGUCAGUCCCUUACACAUCGUUCUACCAAGGCCUCUGAAACGAAGCCUACCGGCCCUUAA